This is a messenger RNA of Aspergillus oryzae RIB40, 1521 nucleotides long. Its product is annotated as putative histone-lysine N-methyltransferase (Ash1). NCBI's taxonomy places the organism in Eukaryota, Fungi, Ascomycota, Eurotiomycetes, Eurotiales, Aspergillaceae. Gene Ontology annotation, molecular function: histone H3K36 methyltransferase activity. Gene Ontology annotation, cellular component: nucleus; chromatin. Bases 1 to 1521 code for a protein of 506 amino acids. Gene Ontology annotation, biological process: regulation of DNA-templated transcription. The record is from RefSeq and is a predicted model, not a curated record. The transcript is spliced from 2 exons.
AUGGCCUUUGAGUAUUCAGAACAACUCCUCACCCCCGAGAACAGUCGCUCGGAGACUUCCAGCAACAAUGAAAACGCGUCUACCGAGGAAAAGCCGCCUGUACGGCGAAGAUCUACACGUGUAACACGCGCCUCUUUACGGGGGGAGGCACAACUCGAUGGCGACAUGGAGAUAGAUAACCAAGGGACUUUGUCUACGGCUGGCGAAAAUAACCCUGUGGUCUCGGGUGAGACUCUAGUCGAUAAAGCUGAAGGCGGAAAGAGGUCCCAGGCCUCCCACCUGCGCCACAGCAUAGCGGUCAUGGAGUCCUGGAGUGAAGCAACACUGGCACAAGGCAAUAUGGAGACUGAAGGGGACCAUCCAUUGGCCCCAGAUACUCCAGUUUCUAAGUCCUCGCAAGAGCUGCAGGCCAGUGACAUGGGCACGUCACUGCAACAACGCACUUUACGGAAGCGCGUAGAGCGGAUCCUGACUGAAGAAGGGCACGGCAAUAAGGGCAAAGUUACUGUAACGGCUAAAGAAAUCAAGUCGCCAGUCAGACGCUCGUCUCGUUUGAGUCUGUUAGAGAAGGCUUCAGACCUUGUUGGCCGGGCUAGCAGCGUUUUGGGAAAACGCUCGCGUGACGUGAUGGGAAAGGGUAAAGAACUUGGCCGGCGGGCUAGUUUACGACCUCGAACUACUGCACCCAAGGAGGAACCGACCAAGGCUGCCAGCGAGGCUCCUGCGGCGAAAAAGAGGCGUAUUUCUGAAAGCGAUCUACCUGUCAAAAUCCAGGAAAAUGAAGAAGCCGUGCAGGAGGCUCCCAAGCCUGUGGUUCGGUCCAGGACAAAGCGCUGGUUAGCUCAUGGAUUGUACACAGGCCAGGAACACACAGAGUCUCGGCCCCUGCAGAGUAGGAGCAGAAAUGCAAAGCGCAAAAGUCAAGGUCCCACACAACGCAGACUGCUUCCUAUGCCGAUGUUUGCAGGAGAUCGACUCUUGAAGCAGGGAAGAGAUUUCCAGCUCCCCUUCGAUAUCUUUUCUCCGCUCCCUUCUGGUCAGCCCAAACCCAAUGAGUGGAGAAAGACAAACAAGAAUGUCUUUGUCGGGGAAGCAUCCAGUAUAUGGCGAGCAAACAAGCCAUUGGAGCUAUCCAAGUGCAUGUGUGCAGAAGAGACUGGCUGUGACGAGGAAUGUCAGAACCGUUACAUGUUCUACGAAUGUGAUGACACCAAUUGUGGUGUGGGCCCCGAGUGUGGAAAUCGGAAUUUCGAGGAACUGAAACAGAGAACCAAGGCUGGCGGAAAAUACAAUAUUGGAGUCGAAGUCAUCAAGACGGAAGACCGAGGAUACGGUGUUCGUAGCAACCGCACAUUCGAGCCUAACCAGGUCAUUGUGGAGUACACAGGGGAAAUCAUAACGCAAGCGGAAUGUGAGAAACGAAUGAGGACGAUUUAUAAGAAUAACGAGGUAUGCAUCCUUUGCUCACGCUUUCUCUGGUGGACGGGCGACUUAUUGACCGCUAUCAGUGCUACUACCUAA